Xyrauchen texanus (razorback sucker) is the source of this 850-nucleotide messenger RNA. RefSeq lists its product as uncharacterized. Bases 22 to 513 code for a protein of 163 amino acids. Gene Ontology annotation, biological process: inflammatory response; regulation of lipid catabolic process. The record is from RefSeq and is a predicted model, not a curated record. NCBI's taxonomy places the organism in Eukaryota, Metazoa, Chordata, Actinopteri, Cypriniformes, Catostomidae. Gene Ontology annotation, molecular function: signaling receptor binding. The transcript has 4 exons.
UCGUGUUCAGACUGGUUAAAGAUGGCUUUGCUGCUGUAUGUUGUGCUGUUCGGUGCUGGAGUCUUGCUGACUUCCACUGAGGACCAAGGCUCAUUUAGCAAUCUUUCAGAUACCUACAAGAAAGGAGUGGAGCAGGCUUUGCAACAGGUCAAUGCUCAUGAAGGCAUUCAACAAUAUUUUCUCUUCUUUAAAACAAUCACGCAGUCACAAAUUGAGGCAGGGUUUGGUGUUACAUACAUCUACCAUAAUUUUUAUCUCAAAGCCACCAAGUGCAAAAAAGGAACUGAGAACGCUGACACAACCAAAUGUGCAUUCAGGAAUGACCGUCCUCUUAUUGACUGUGCUAUCUGCUACAAGACCUAUGCUGGAGAGAUUGAGGCAGAACCCAAACCCUACGUGAACUGUGUUCAUAAACCAACUCUCACUGAGGACAUGAAGACAACGAGAAUGGACCACUGUAACAAUAUGGGUUAUGGCAGUGGAUCUCCCACUCUGUUGGCAACCAAAUCUUAAGAAUAACGGUUGGAGACAAUACCUGCUGUUGCCAUUCAAAGUUCUGGAUUCUAGUAGCAGAGUGCCACUCAGUAACCUUAAAUGUCAUUUACACGUAUCUUUUCUGUGCCAAAUCAACUCUUGCUUCAAAUGUAUCUGAUUCUAAAUGGUAACAAUAUUAAAGAGAACAUUUCACCAAUGUGGUCAUAAUAUGCAAACAUCGCUGUUACAUCUUGGUGUGUCAGUGUUUUUCUUUGUGGUUGUUAAACUUUGCAAAAAAAUACUAACAUUUUACUAUGAAUAUUCAAACACUAUGCUGACAAAAAAGAUGAUAAUAAAUGAUGAUUUAACAUGUUCA